AUGUCGGCGCGCGGGGAGCUGCCGCGCCUGGCGCUGAGCCCGCCCCAGGCAGCAGCUGCUGCGCCGGGGAUCCAGCCUCCUGCCAAACCGCGUCACCCUGCGAGGCUGGGCAGGACCCGGUCAGCCCGCCUGCACCCCCUCUGCACCCGCCCGCUGGAGCCCCCCAGGACUCGACCUGGCCCUGUCCCGCCUGCACCCGCCCGCUGGAGCCCCCCAGGACUCGACCUGGCCCUGUCCCGCCUGCACCCGCCCGCUGGAGCCCCCCCAGGACUCGACCUGGCCCUGUCCCGCCUGCACCCGCCCUCUGGGAGCCCCCCCCCAGGACUCGACCUGGCCCUGUCCCGCCUGCACCCGCCCGCUGGAGCCCCCCAGGACUCGACCUGGCCCUGUCCCGCCUGCACCCGCCCUCUGGGAGCCCCCCCCAGGACUCGACCUGGCCCUGUCCCGCCUGCACCCGCCCGCUGGGAGCCCCCCCCCCAGGACUCGACCUGGCCCUGUCCCGCCUGCACCCGCCCGCUGGAGCCCCCCAGGACUCGACCUGGCCCUGUCCCGCCUGCACCCGCCCGCUGGAGCCCCCCAGGACUCGACCUGGCCCUGUCCCGCCUGCACCCGCCCUCUGGGAGCCCCCCCCCAGGACUCGACCUGGCCCUGUCCCGCCUGCACCCGCCCGCUGGAGCCCCCCAGGACUCGACCUGGCCCUGUCCCGCCUGCACCCGCCCUCUGGGAGCCCCCCCCCAGGACUCGACCUGGCCCUGUCCCGCCUGCACCCGCCCGCUGGAGCCCCCCAGGACUCGACCUGGCCCUGUCCCGCCUGCACCCGCCCGCUGGAGCCCCCCCCAGGACUCGACCUGGCCCUGUCCCGCCUGCACCCGCCCGCUGGAGCCCCCCCCAGGACUCGACCUGGCCCUGUCCCGCCUGCACCCGCCCUCUGGGAGCCCCCCCCCCAGGACUCGACCUGGCCCUGUCCCGCCUGCACCCGCCCUCUGGGAGCCCCCCCCAGGACUCGACCUGGCCCUGUCCCGCCUGCACCCGCCCUCUGGGAGCCCCCCCCCAGGACUCGACCUGGCCCUGUCCCGCCUGCACCCGCCCUCUGGGAGCCCCCCCCCAGGACUCGACCUGGCCCUGUCCCGCCUGCACCCGCCCUCUGGGAGCCCCCCCCCGGACUCGACCUGGCCCUGUCCCGCCUGCACCCGCCCUCUGGGAGCCCCCCCCCAGGACUCGACCUGGCCCUGUCCCGCCUGCACCCGCCCUCUGGGAGCCCCCCCCCAGGACUCGACCUGGCCCUGUCCCGCCUGCACCCGCCCUCUGGGAGCCCCCCCCCAGGACUCGACCUGGCCCUGUCCCGCCUGCACCCGCCCUCUGGGAGCCCCCCCCCAGGACUCGACCUGGCCCUGUCCCGCCUGCACCCGCCCUCUGGGAGCCCCCCCCCAGGACUCGACCUGGCCCUGUCCCGCCUGCACCCGCCCUCUGGGAGCCCCCCCCAGGACUCGACCUGGCCCUGUCCCGCCUGCACCCGCCCUCUGGGAGCCCCCCCCAGGACUCGACCUGGCCCUGUCCCGCCUGCACCCACCCUCUGGGAGCCCCCCACAAUGA
Molecule: messenger RNA, 1593 nt
Organism: Dermochelys coriacea (leatherback sea turtle)
Lineage: Eukaryota; Metazoa; Chordata; Testudines; Dermochelyidae
Product: basic proline-rich protein-like
Exons: 1
Coding region: 1-1593 (530 amino acids)
Source: RefSeq, a predicted model, not a curated record